Morone saxatilis (striped sea-bass) is the source of this 2961-nucleotide messenger RNA. Its product is annotated as solute carrier family 25 member 44-like. The record is from RefSeq and is a predicted model, not a curated record. Gene Ontology annotation, molecular function: branched-chain amino acid transmembrane transporter activity. Gene Ontology annotation, biological process: branched-chain amino acid catabolic process. Lineage: Eukaryota; Metazoa; Chordata; Actinopteri; Moronidae. The transcript has 4 exons. Gene Ontology annotation, cellular component: mitochondrion. Bases 215 to 1159 code for a protein of 314 amino acids.
UAUCAGCAGCGUUUGAAUGGCAACAGGAAGGCAGCUAACUUUAACCUCGUUAUAACAACAUCUUUUUAAUGACUACACGCAGAGUUGCGUAUCGAUUAAUCGGCUGAUGACACGCGGUUUCAAGUCUGGGCGACGUCACGGGUGUGACUCGUGCUAAACAUCUGUCUGCAGAGGCAGGAAUCAGUCUGAUGAGGGGGCACCUACAACUGGCAGGAUGCAGCAGAAAAGGAACAUCCAGAUCAUCGAGUGGGAGGACCUCGACAAAAGGAAGUUCUACUCUUUCGGGGUGUUCAUGACGAUGACCAUCCGGGCCACCGUCUACCCAGCCACACUCAUUCGCACUCGGCUGCAGGUGCAGAGGGGCAAAUCCCUCUACAGCGGCACCUUUGACGCCUUCUUCAAGAUCCUGCGGUCGGAGGGUGUUCAAGGCCUUUAUCGCGGCUUUCUGGUCAACACCUUCACUCUCAUCUCAGGCCAGGCUUACAUAACCACCUACGAGCUGGUGAGGAAGUAUGUGUCCCAGUAUACUGAUGACAAUACGGUCAAAUCGCUGGUGGCGGGGGGCUCGGCCUCCCUGGUCGCUCAGAGCAUCACUGUUCCUAUAGAUGUUGUCUCUCAGCAGCUGAUGAUGCAGGGCCAAGGGGAGCACCUCACACGCUUUCGACUCAAUCUCAACACUGAGACUGGAAAGAAAAAAGUGUUUGGCCAAACCAGGACCAUUAUGACUCAGAUUUUUGCUGCUGAUGGUUUCCGGGGAUUCUACAGGGGAUAUGUGGCUUCUUUGCUCACUUAUAUUCCAAACAGUGCUGUCUGGUGGCCUUUCUAUCACUUUUAUGCUGAGCAACUCUCUAAAAUGGCUCCCAGUGACUGCCCUCAUCUGAUUCUACAAGCCAUGGCUGGACCUCUAGCUGCUGCCACCGCCUCAACUGUCACCAACCCAAUGGAUGUGGUCAGAGCCAGAGUACAGGUUGAAGGGAGGAAUUCGGUCAUAGAGACAUUCAGGCAGCUGAUCAAGGAGGAAGGCUGUUGGGGAUUGACGAAAGGACUGUCGGCACGCAUCAUUUCAUCCACACCCACCGCCAUCGUCAUGGUGGUUGGAUACGAGACGCUAAAAAGACUGAGUUUGCGUCCGGAGCUGGUGGACUCGAGACACUGGUAGAGGCUACCUGGACAGACAACAUAUGGACUUAUGUGCCAUUUUAGCCCUCCUGAGAACACUGGAUGAAAGAAAUGCUUGUUUUAAAAUAACAGCCUGGGGAACAAAAUGUAUCAGGCCACUUUAAACGGACAACAACUAGACCCAGGUUCACAGUUAGUUUGUGUCGCUGCUUAACAGGGUUGUUGCUUUUUAGUGCAAUGGAAAGUGGUGAUUGUGAUGAAGUUUUAACACUGGAGGAUGCAGACAAAUUAAUGCAACCAUAUUGGAUUAAUUGUCUACAUUCGGUCAACAAACAAAAAGUUAAUGUAUCGAUGCAUGCUUUACAAUCAUGUUCAACCUUCUUUGCAGUGGAGAAAAGUGGAAUUAAUUGCUGACAGACCGGUAUUAUCUUUUUUAAUUUGUUCAACUGGCCGGAGGGUUACUGUAGUUGUGCUUUCCCAAAGCCAAGCAAUGUCUGUCUCGCAUAAAAACCUGGUUUUGAUCAGUUCAGUGGAAGGUAGUAUAACUCAUGAUGACGCAUUCACAUCAGCAGUAAACUGAUCUUUUCCCAAGUGUUUGUUUCCUUACACUUGCCAAGCUGGCUUCUAUGUCCAUUCUGCAGUUCUCAUGGCCUUUUUAAAUUGCUGCCUUCAUAGUGCAAUCAGUACAAACCAUCUGCUUUUUGUUUUUAAAUUGCUGAACGUGCGUAAGAAGAACAGUAGGUAUUAGAACUGUGUACUAUGGCAGCCUCUCUGUUGUGGGUAUAUUUUAUUUACGGUUGUCAUGUACGCGUAAAAUAAAAAAAAUAAAAACAGUCAAAAUAAAUAAAUUCCUUGUAGAACAGUAUACAUGCAGUACAAUAUUUUAUCAGCAUUUUCGUAACAUACUAUGCUGUCUGUCUGGCAUUGUAGGAAAUAUUGCAGUGAUCAAGAUGGUUGGCUGACGUGGUGUAAUGACAACCAGGAAGUUGAGCAUAACUGAAGUAUUUCUGUGCUGAGCUGCCAGUUAAAACCUGUAAGACGAGUUGGGUUGAAGGACAGUAAGCUGAAAUAAUGCUCUUCCCCUGUUGUAACAGUAAAUGUUUGAGUGCAAUAAUGUACAUGUUUUAUCCUUUUUAGCACAAAAUGUGAUUGUAUAUUUCUUGUAAAUUGUGUGAAUAACUUGUCUUAAAGGAAUGCAUUGUACCUAAUUUAUUUUCUUCUUUCAAGUUUUUUUUGGGAUUAUGACCACAGAAGUGUCUGAACUUCAAAAUUUCACACUAUGUUAAGUUUGUUCUUCAUUUGUGUAACAUGAAUAACUUGUGUGUAGGUGUUGUUGCUUUUGUAACUUUUGUUUUUCAAAUUGCUUUCUAGGAAAGGUGAUUCUUUUCAAAAUAAAAUGUAAUUAGGUAGAACAUCAGAUGUGUUAAAUUUGUAGAACUGAUCAUGAAUAUAAAUAUUAGAUAUAUGUGACAUUAGAUGUUGUCACUGCGGGUAUUUUCAUCAUGGAGAAUGCUAAUUACUUGUUUUAGUUUGAAUACAAAUUCCUAAAUCUGAGUUAUAUAUAAAUGUGCUCAGGCAAUGCCAAGAUGUGUUAAAACAUUUAAUGGACCCUGAUGAACUCUGGAAUACCUUGUAUAUUCACUUGGAGUAAAUUUCCUAAACGCAUUGACACAUUUGCACCUUUUUAGGGCCAUCAUCUUUCUUUGCACAACUUUCAGUAACUCUAAGGUGUGAUUAUGUUGUCGGUGAGCAGCAGAGAUUGGUCUGAUCAGAACUCGACCGUCAUAUAUUCUGUACAUGUGGUUUCACAUCAUCUCUGUGUCUUGGUUCAAUAAAACAUCA